AUGCAGAGUCUGACGAAUAUCGCUCCUUGCUUUGGGAUUGAGCUACCUGGUCACGGUAGAUCGACCUUCGCACCAAAGGACUAUCAAGCAUACACAAUCGAGGCUAACGCCGCUCUCUGGAAGGCUGCCAUUGAGGAGAUUUGCCGGCUGAAAGGUCAUAAGUCGGUUGUGCUUAUUGGCCACAGCAUGGGAUGCUCUAUCUCAGUCCUUCUUGCCUCGAGCACAUCAAGCGCUGUCCCUUUGUCAGUGCCCGUGUCAGCUGUAGUAAGCAUCUGUCCUCGUGCUCGUCCAUUUUCCGAUCACGACCUGAAAACCGCCAGUCGAUUGUGCAAAUUACCUGACCCAAUCAUCAACAUACUACGAUGGUUCGAUAGACGUGGUGGGGUCAACAGUACCAGCGUUAACCGAGUGAUAGGUGACAUGAAAGAGCCUGACUUGAGACGAAUGCAGCUGCAGUGGAAUCGUCAAUACCGAACUCCCGUGCUCAAGCGAAUAACAUCUGGUCUGCUACCUCAGAGCACAUUACCACAAGGUGGCUAUCCCUCAGCGGAGGUAUGGAAAGGUUUACGGAUACCUUUAUUUCUGAUUGCUGGCGAGUCUGAUCGUGUCACACCUACGCAGGAAGUCGAUACCAUUGUUCGCUACGUUACCGAACAGUCCUUCGAACAGUGGAAGGUCAAACAGCAAGUAGAUCAGAACGAUCCUAAUCUGGCAUCAACAAAUGGAUUGGUACCGCUUACGAUCAGGUAUUCCCCGAAUGAAGAUGGAAGAAAACAAUCUGUCAUUCAGGUUAUCACGCUACCCUCCCCAGCAGCCCAUGCUCUGCUGUAUGCUCAUACCACGUAUCGACUAGUUUCAGCACUAGUAGAAUCUUUCUUGGCAAAUCAUGUCUCUUCAAAGCUUGAUUUCAGCUACCAGUUACGGCUUCUCACGACUGCUGGAAAGUGGGAUGUGAAGAAUUACCUCAAAUGGCGGUCAGUACUUCCAGUCAGCGAUCCUAUAAAUACAGACGACCGACAUGGUGGAUUUCCUAACGGUACGUUCCGAGCACUCAAGACAAUGCGAGAGCAAGACGAUGAACACAACCCUACGAUCUUCUUGCAAAAAUGGGCAGACAAGAUUUACGCUGUCAUUGACAUAUCUCAUGAUGUACCAGUUUACAACAGCAAGGUAUUAGAUAGUGGGGGUGUUGAGUAUCACAAGUUUCCCACUGUGAGCAAGAUACCACCAACGCCACUUGAGGUACAAGACUUCUGCUCCCUCGUAGAUACUCUGAUCGCCGAGAAGAAUGCCAAAGAGGCUGCUCAUGAAGCGAAACGAAGCAUUGCAGUCCAUUGCCAUUAUGGCUACAAUCGUACAGGCUUCUUCAUAGCUUCAUACCUCAUCUCUCGUUGUGACUAUACUGUUCAACAAGCGAUUGACGAGUUCGCUCGUGCCAAACCUCCAGGUAUUAGGCACGAACACUUUAAAGAUACGUUGUGGCUGCGAUUCGCUAGUGGCAGUAUUCAGCAACACACCAGGGUGUCUAUAAUUGCAAAAAGAAGCGAGACCAUAACCGGUAAGCAUAAUGCGUCAAGCACGAUACCAGAACAGGAUGAAGAUAUAGGAAAUAUCACAGAAGGCGAUUUCAACUGA
This is a messenger RNA of Lithohypha guttulata, 1635 nucleotides long. RefSeq lists its product as uncharacterized. Gene Ontology annotation, biological process: dephosphorylation; 7-methylguanosine mRNA capping. The transcript is spliced from 2 exons. Bases 1 to 1635 code for a protein of 544 amino acids. Lineage: Eukaryota; Fungi; Ascomycota; Eurotiomycetes; Chaetothyriales; Trichomeriaceae. The record is from RefSeq and is a predicted model, not a curated record. Gene Ontology annotation, molecular function: protein tyrosine/serine/threonine phosphatase activity; mRNA guanylyltransferase activity.